AUGAUAAACGCUCUUAGAUCAUCGCCUCCUGAUUUGCGUGAUGAUCUUAUGACAUCCAUUAUCUAUAGUGCUAAUGCCCGCGUCGUAGAUCCCGUUCGUGGGUGUUUAGGUGAAAUUCAAACUUUGCUUUCGAAAACUACACACGCUCUGACAGAACUACAUUUGAAUACUCAACACAGAGCCAAUAACGAUGUUCCACUUUUUUCUUAUGAAUACGUUUUUGAUGAAGCCGUUUUUGUUGAAAACCCUGAUCAACAAUUUCAAAAUCAACACUUUGAGAAUCAACAAUAUAUGCCAUCAUUCCACCAAUCACAUCAUGGGAAUAACCAAUACAAGUUUUUCUUUCUUUUUGUUUCCUUAGUUAUUGGCUUAGCUUAG
This is a messenger RNA of Amaranthus tricolor (Joseph's coat), 378 nucleotides long. RefSeq names its product LOB domain-containing protein 3-like. The record is from RefSeq and is a predicted model, not a curated record. Lineage: Eukaryota; Viridiplantae; Streptophyta; Magnoliopsida; Caryophyllales; Amaranthaceae. Bases 1 to 378 code for a protein of 125 amino acids. The transcript has 3 exons.